AAAACGUUUUAUCAUGAGUUGAACUACAGAAUAAACAUGUGUGUCGGGUAAAAUAUUUGUAUUAAAGAUUCUCCAGAAUGUAGAGGGUACAAGGGGCAUGGGGCCAGGCGUGUUAAAUUCUUGUCAUGGACCACUUUUAUUGGCGAUAGUGUAACAUUUUUGGGAGGAAUCAUAACAUUGAUUAUAACAUAUUUCUACAUGAAGGAUAAUUAUCAUGAUAUCUACGGUGAGUCGCACGAAGAAGAUAACCUUCCAUGGAGUGAGUAUUUUUGUAAUGUAAAAUGGUGGUUCAUUAUGUCUAUAACUGGUGAUGUGUUCACAUUGAUGGGUGUUUUAUGGAUAGUGACAACGCUCGGUGAGGAAAGUGAUUUCAAACAGCCUUUGAAAGAAUGGGACAAAAAUGUUGUUUAUAUUGGCUCAGGAUGUUUAUUGACAUGGUUUUCUAUGUUACGAUUUAUAAAAAUUAAUCACAAGUUCACGUUGUUGUUCAAAACACUCAAAAGAUCAGCUCUAGACGUCAUCUUUUUCAUGACAUGUGUAACAAUCAUCUUUGUGGGUUUUUUGUUUUGUAUUUAUAUUGUACUUGGACCAUACAAUGUUAAGUUUGACAAACUUUCUACAACUGCGGAAACAUUAUUUUCGUUGAUAAAUGGUGACGAAAUUUUUGUAUCGUUUGAAUAUCUAAAAAGGGAAGAGGCUGGAGACCAACAAAGAAUAUAUUUAUUUUCAAGAGUUAUCAUCUUUAUCUUUGUUAUCAUCUUCACUGUGUUUGUAUUAAACCUCUUGAUAGCUUUGUUCAACAGCGCUUAUGAAGUCGUUAAGAAUUCAUAUGAACAAGAAAAUGAGACGGAACGAGCAAGAAGGAAACUCGUACCAAAGACACUGACGUAUUUCAUGUGUAAAGAUUUCGAAGAAAGUGCAAAAUUUGACAGGUGUUGCGGUGCCUCGGCUGAUGGAAAAAGUUUAUUUAGCCACAGAUGUUUCACGAAAAAUGAUGAUGGGUGUAAUGGUUGUACAUGUGGAGUUUUCAACACACUGGUUCAUUUCUUAUGCUGCAAUAUUUUUACAAUAUGUUGUUGCCAUUGUAAGGCAACAACAAAGUAAAGAGAACAAACUAAGUUAUUUCCUCAAACAGAAAGUAUGAUGCUGUUCGCAAUAUAAGACUUCUUUGUCGCAUCAUUGGUAUAAAGUGUUUUUUACAUUCAGCAGUUUUCUGAACAUACGUCUAGACAUUUCUGUACAAUGUAAGUUAUCUCUUUAUAUUUCACUUUCUAAACGACGAAAGGAAAAACAAAUCUGGAUGAAUUUGAUCCCUCGGUAGCAUAAAUCACAACAAAAUUACAUGAAAAUUGCAGAUUUGCUUAGAUUGAGGAUGUAUAUGAGGGAUUUAUAAAACAGUGCAACAUCUCUCACGUCCUUACCCCACAGGAUUAAGCGGUACACUUAAAAUUUUAGAAUUAUUGAUCCCGAACUACUCCAUUUAAGGGUGAUAUGCUUUUUUUUAACUUGUCUCAAAUUGCAAUGACGAGAUAUUAACACGAUUUUAUAUGUUUAUGAUAAAAAAAAGGACACUCGAUUAUCUGUGAGCACGAUAAAUUGGUGGUUUCGAGUCCUAUGAAGGACUUUGGAUUUUUUUCAUGUAAAUACCGGAGCAUUGGUGGUUCUACUCUGGUGAUCGAUUUGGCAUGAAAUAAUGCACAAAAGGGCAACUGAGGUAAUCCUCAACAAAUUAACUUAUAAUGUCGCUAUAUGACCUCUACUUCGUUAGUGCAAUGUAAACCUCGAAAAAAUAAGAUGAGUGUAUAUUUGCUUAUAUAUAUUCUUAAAUGAACGUUAUUGUUAUUUUAUCAUUUAUAUAAGUUAAAGUUCGAUUGUAGAGAAAGCUACUUGUUUAUAUGAACCAUAUCAUAGUGCGCUUCCUGAAAUGAACCUGUACUUGAGAUACCUGGUUCUAAAUUUAACAAAGAUCCAAAAAUAAUAUUUUUCAUUUUAGAAUUAGCCAUAGAAUUGUAGAAACAAAUCACAUGCUGAAAACAAAUGAAGCUUAGUUAUGAAGAUGCUUGCGAAUUUGCCAAAGACAUUAAGAAACUUUGAUUCAUUUGUUCAAUGACUGUGAAAUGAUGAAACAAUUUUGGCUGCAACUUCAAUCUUAAUAACAAAUAAAUGUAGUAUUAAUUUUGAUAGCUGGACUGCUUAAGAUAUAUUAUUUGGUAAUACAAAGUUGGAUUUUAUCUUAAAUAAGAUAAUAUUUCUUAUAUAUUAUAGUAAAAUAAAACAAAUAAGGCCUCGAUAAGAAACUUUAACGGCACAAAUUGUUGCCAAUUAUAACAUUGAAAAAUUUGUUGCCAAACAAACUGUCAAGUAUAAAAAGUUUGACAAGUCAUGGGAAAAGUUAAAUGCCUAGUUCCUCCAGCUCCAACUCAAUGGAGAAUAUUAUAUACAUGUAAAUAUAAUUCAUAGGUUUUAUGUAAUUUCUAUUUACUUUUUCCACAAUACAGUACAUGAUUACAGGUUUAAAAAUCAGGACAAAAUAUAGGAAUAAAAAAGAGUGUCUUAAGUCCUACUCACUAGCAUUAUAAAAUGUGAACAUUUGCCGCCUUAUUCGCAUCCUUUCUGAUUCUCUUGUUAAAUCGUUUUUGCAUGUAUUUAUAUUUUAUUCCUUUACUUGUCAGUAAGAAGGAAACCCUUGUGCACCAGAGACCUUUGAUAUGUCAUUUUUUUAACAAAAAACAUAAAAGGUUUACUGUCUUCGUAAUUUUACAUUUGUAUUUAUAUUCGGAUAAAGUUUGUAUAUUACAUAUGUAUAUAAAAUUUAUUAUUUAAUAUAUAUUUUUAUAUAUAUUCUAUAUAUACUUGUAAAAAGUGUUGAAGUUUAAACUUGAACUAUGAGAAGUGAAUAAUACACCUGUUUCGACCUGAAUUAUUGAAAGUAAUAAAAAAUAAAAGACCUUUAGAGGUCACAGUGUAAAAGAAAUUGUUCACAUCAACUUAUUAUUUCAAGCAAUUAUGCAUGAAAUAGUAUUGCUAAUCACUAUACUGAAUGAAUAAAGACAUUUUUUACAUGUAUGGCUAAUUUACUUUAUACAUGAUGUAAGGCAGACAACCCCUAAGCCUAUACUAGAAAGAUUGUGUGAACUCUCUUACUAUUAAUAAAAAGUUGUAAAAAAGUUUUUAUAUUUAAAAUAUGCAUGUUUGUAUGCGAUCUAGUUUAUUAUAAUCUGUAAACAAGAUAAACAAGUUUUACACUAACUUAUAAUUGAAUGUACUCGUAAACACCAAAUAUGUGGAAUUGUAUAGUAAAAAUAAUUUUAUUUGCAAAACCUGGUAGUUAGCUUAAUUUGCUAGGGAUUUAGUAAGUUUUGUGAAACAAAUUAAAUAUUGUAUACAUUAUAUGAUAAUGUUUUA
Molecule: messenger RNA, 3405 nt
Organism: Ruditapes philippinarum (Manila clam)
Lineage: Eukaryota; Metazoa; Mollusca; Bivalvia; Venerida; Veneridae
Product: mucolipin-1-like
Exons: 6
Coding region: 199-1104 (301 amino acids)
Cellular component (GO): lysosomal membrane; plasma membrane
Molecular function (GO): NAADP-sensitive calcium-release channel activity
Source: RefSeq, a predicted model, not a curated record